ACUUCUCACGAUGGUCGGGAAAUGUCCGAGCGAAGGGUUCACGACGAUGCGGCGGAACCACCGAGUACUUGCCUUAUUUAGCUGUCUCCACAACCCCGCAUCGUGUAUAAAACCCCGCCAUCAACAAGCCAAGUAGACAGUAACAAGCGCAAUAACCCCCCGAGCCAGUCAAACACAUACGGAUAAUAUUCACACACAUAUCAAAAUGGCUUCAAGACCGACUCACACCCGAACCGCCUCGACAAACCUGGCUGGUGGCUCAGGCCAGCGCGUGCUAGAGGGAAGAAAUGCCAUCAUCACCGGAGCAUCUCGAGGAAUCGGCGUCGAAAUCGCCCGCAACCUCGCCAGCAAAGGCUGCAACGUCGUCAUAAACUAUACCUCCGAUUCGUCGUCGAAGACCGCCGAAGACCUCGCCUCCGAACUCUCCGCCGAAUAUGGCAUCAAAGCCAUCAGCGUGCAAGCAAGCAUGGGAUCCGAAAACGGCCCCGCCCACCUCGUCGAAGUGACCAAGAACAACUUCCAGCACCCCAAGACGGGCAAGUUCCAACUCGACAUCAUCAUCAACAACGCGGGUGUCGCAGGAAACAACUAUGUCGAGAACGUCGACUGUGAGGACUUUGCUAGGCAGUUCAAUAUUAAUGUACGGGGGCCGUUGCUUUUGGUUAAGGCUGCAACUCAGUACCUGCCGAAUGAUCGAUCUGGACGUAUCGUCAAUCUCUCGUCUGUUAGUUCGUCGCUGGGAUACAAGGGUCAGUCUAUCUAUGGUGGCACAAAGGCAGCGCUGGAGAGCAUGACAAGGACGUGGUCGCGCGAACUGGCCGAACGCUGUACGGUCAAUGCGAUCAACCCCGGUCCUGUUGCUACGGACAUGUACUGGAGUAACGACGACGCGUUCAUUGCGCAGAACAAGCCGUUUAUUGAGAACACGCCUCUUGCAGCGCCGAGGAAGGGGAUUGAUCCGGAGAGGAUCUACGAGGCGUCGCAGAAUGCGGGUGGAAGACCGGGUUACAGCGAGGAGAUUGGUGGGGUGGUGGGGAUGCUGUGUUUGCCUGAGGCGGGGUGGACCACGGGUAGUGUUAUUUGCGCGAAUGGGGGUAUGAAGUUCAGCUUUUAGACAUCGGCAGGGAUACGAAGACACGAAUGAGAACAACAAGAAUAUGAUAUCAACAAGAGAGGUUUCUUUACGUGGUGUCUACCCUACCGUACACAAGUAACAUUCUGCCUCACAUCUCCCUUCCCACCUUUCCAAACCUCGCUCUCAAUAACUACACUUGAC
Molecule: messenger RNA, 1276 nt
Organism: Alternaria rosae
Lineage: Eukaryota; Fungi; Ascomycota; Dothideomycetes; Pleosporales; Pleosporaceae
Exons: 2
Coding region: 206-1114 (302 amino acids)
Molecular function (GO): oxidoreductase activity, acting on the CH-OH group of donors, NAD or NADP as acceptor
Source: RefSeq, a predicted model, not a curated record